Messenger RNA from Rhagoletis zephyria (snowberry fruit fly), 609 nucleotides. NCBI's taxonomy places the organism in Eukaryota, Metazoa, Arthropoda, Insecta, Diptera, Tephritidae. The record is from RefSeq and is a predicted model, not a curated record.
AUGAUCACGCUGAUGCAGGACAAUCUGGCCCGGCUGCAGGCCCUUCCGCUGAUUACCGUCGCCUACAUCGAGGGCAUGGCGCUGGGGGGCGGUGCCGAGCUAGUGACCGCCUGUGACUACCGCCUCUCUCGGGAGAACGCCAUCAUCGGCUUUGUGCAGGUGCGCAUCGGCAUUACCACGGUGUGGGGCGGCGGCGCCCGACUGGUGCAGCUAAUCGGCUACCCAAAGGCGCUCAACCUCAUUGCCACUGGGCGGACCUUCUCCGGCAUCGAAGGCGCUCGCAUGGGCUUCAUCGACCAGCUGCUGCCCUCGGUGGAGACGGUGAUCAGCAACGCCCACCAGACGGCGCAGCUGCAGGCGAAACCGCCCACCUCCUACUCGGUGGCCCACCACCAGGCGGAGGUGCUGCAGAAUGCCAGGCAGUUUCUGAUGCCCUUUCUGGUGCUGCCCAAGGAGACGAUGCUCACGGGGAAGGCGGUGGCCAGUGAAAGUCGCCCCAAGUUGGAUGACGCCCUCCAAGCUGAGUUGCAACACGGACUCAAGGUCUGGGGUGGCCCCAUUCACCAGAAGGCACUGUCGGGCAAGGUGAAUCACAAACGUGACAACUGA